Molecule: messenger RNA, 2421 nt
Organism: Phycomyces blakesleeanus NRRL 1555(-)
Lineage: Eukaryota; Fungi; Mucoromycota; Mucoromycetes; Mucorales; Phycomycetaceae
Exons: 11
Coding region: 1-2421 (806 amino acids)
Biological process (GO): proton transmembrane transport; vacuolar acidification
Cellular component (GO): fungal-type vacuole membrane; vacuolar proton-transporting V-type ATPase, V0 domain; vacuolar proton-transporting V-type ATPase complex
Molecular function (GO): ATPase binding; proton-transporting ATPase activity, rotational mechanism
Source: RefSeq, a predicted model, not a curated record
AUGACUUCCCUAUUCCGCUCAGAGGAGAUGUCUCUCGUUCAGAUGUACAUUCCCUCUGAAGUAGCUCAUUCAUGCAUAGCAGAACUAGGAGAGCUUGCAAUGGUCCAGUUUAUCGAUCUUAAUCCAGAUCUGAAUCCAUUUCAAAGGCAUUACGUAGCUCAAAUCAGAAGACUCGAUGCCAUGGAGCGCCAAUGUCGUUUCCUUCAGACACAAAUCGAACAUGCCGGCAUCACUAUCCAAACCCUUAAAAACCCAGAAUCUACACGUGCACGUUCUGCCCAGCAAGUCGAUGACCUUGAAGAAACCCUCGGACGUCAUGAGAGUCGGAUGGUGGAGAUGAAUGUUUCGUACGAGUCUCUCCAACACCGCUUCCUGCAACUCACCGAACUCCGUCAUGUCUUGGAGUCGAAGGAUAGACGCCAUGCUGUAGAUACCCUCGACGACACUGCGCCUUUGCUAAACAGCACAUCAGACAUUUCAUUGUUGGAUAUGAGCUCGAUUUAUCCAGGGCACGUGACUGGCGUAAUUGAACGCUCUAAAGUAGCAACAUUUGAACGUGUCUUGUGGCGUUCGCUGCGUGGCAAUUUGCUGAUGUAUUCGGUCGAAAUAGACGACGACCCGUCGAAUGAGAGAUCGACCGAGAAAAACGUGUUUGCAAUUUUUGCGCAUGGCUUGCAAGUUGUCAAUAAAAUCAGGAAAAUAUCCGAAGGUCUGGGUGGAACUUUGUACGAUGUUGCCGAUGAACCUGACAAGCGCAGAGACACAAUUAUCGAUGUUGUCUCUCGCCUUGAAGAUCUUUCUACUGUUCUUGUCAACACAGAGAACGCACGCCAAAGUGAACUCGUCAAGAUCGCUAAACAACUUGCUGCGUGGACAACAAUGGUGCGCAAAGAAAAGGCGACUUUUCAUAUCAUGAAUCUUUUAAGUUAUGACCCAGAUCGAAAAUGCAUGAUAGCCGAGGGAUGGUGUCCAACCAGUUAUAUCCAUAUAAUUAAAACAUCACUUCGUGAGACUGUCGCAGCCUCUGGUACAAAUUUAUCCUCAAUUCUUACUCCAAUAUCUACUCAUGCAGCACCACCAACAUACCAUCGCACCAAUCGCCUCACUUCGGGAUUCCAGUCAAUUAUCGAUGCAUAUGGCAUUGCACGUUAUCGUGAGGUCAACCCUGGGUUAUUUACCAUUGUUACCUUCCCAUUUUUGUUUGCAGUCAUGUUCGGGGAUAUCGGACAUGGUUUCUUGUUGUUUCUAUUUGCCCUAUACCUUGUGCUAAACGAAAAGAGGUUGUCAUCCAACAAAGGCGAAAUAUUCUCUAUGUUCUUUAGUGGUCGUUAUAUGAUGUUGAUGAUGGGCAUUUUCUCCAUAUUUACUGGUAUUAUCUACAACGAUAUAUUUUCUCUUUCGCUUUCUCUCGGAAAGUCUGGGUUUGACUGGCCCAGACACAACGGUACUGGACCUAUCGAGGCUCACACAAAUGGACAUGUCUAUUCUUUUGGAUUUGAUCCUGCCUGGCAUGGAUCAGAAAAUUUCUUACUGUUUUCAAAUUCAUACAAGAUGAAACAGGCUAUUAUUAUUGGUGUCUUUCAUAUGUCAUUUGCCAUUUGUCUCAAUGUGUUCAACCACAUUUACUUUGGAAAAAAAGAGUUUGUGUGGCUGGAAUUCCUGCCUCAAAUCCUGUUCAUGGAAUCUAUCUUUGGAUAUCUUGUGUUCUGUAUCAUAUACAAAUGGAGUGUGAACUGGUGGGAAGUUGGUCAAGACGGCCAGCUUCUCCGAAAUGCUCCACCAAAUCUAUUAAAUAUGUUGAUCUACAUGUUUUUGACACCAGGAACAGUUGAUCCAAAAGAGCAAUUGUUUCCAGGACAGGGCCCUCUUCAAGCAGUGCUGAUUGUGAUUGCGUUGAUAUGUGUACCCUGGAUGUGGUUUGCGAAACCAUUUUAUCUCAAAAAGCAGCACGAAAAUCACAGAUACAGAACGGUGGCUAAUGAUGAGGACGACCAUAAUUCAGCCGAGUUUGAUCAUGACAUGACUGCAGAGACUGAAGAAGAGUUCGAAUUUAGUGAGAUGAUGAUUCAUCAAACUAUUCACACCAUCGAAUUCUGCCUUAACUGCAUAUCCAACACUGCGUCAUAUCUUCGCCUUUGGGCUUUAUCUUUGGCUCAUGCCCAAUUAUCGAGUGUGUUGUGGGACAUGACACUCAAGAUCUGGUUUAAUCUGACGGGGUUCCCAGCCGUGGCUGGCUUGGUGAUUGGUUUCUCAAUGUGGUUUGUUUUGACAGUUGGUAUUUUACUUGGCAUGGAAGGUUUAUCAGCAUUUCUCCACGCCCUUCGUCUGCAUUGGGUCGAGUUUGAUGGUAAAUUUUACAUGGGAGAUGGCUACAUAUUUGAGCCAUUCUCGUUUAAAGCCCUAGUAGACAGUGAAGAAUAA